Messenger RNA from Emiliania huxleyi CCMP1516, 13167 nucleotides. RefSeq lists its product as hypothetical. Bases 1 to 13167 code for a protein of 4388 amino acids. The record is from RefSeq and is a predicted model, not a curated record. Gene Ontology annotation, molecular function: plus-end-directed microtubule motor activity. The transcript has 7 exons. NCBI's taxonomy places the organism in Eukaryota, Haptophyta, Isochrysidales, Noelaerhabdaceae.
AUGUCCGCCGUCGAGACGUUGUGCGGCGCGCUGGACGAUCUCCCGGCGUCCGUCUCGACCCACUACGGCUCUCUGCUCGACGAAGCACGCGAGGAGGUCGCACGGCUUCGGCGACUCGCCAACGAGCUGCAGGCGGAGCUCAGCGAGCUGGACUCCGCCGUGGACGCGUCGCGAGCACGGCAGUUGCGGACGCCAUCAAGCGUCGGGCCGAGCUCCGAAGCGGCGGCCGCCGCGGCGUCUCGCAUGGCCAGCUGGGAGCAAGAGCGGCGGAGGCUCGACGCCAGCCAGCAGGCGCUGGCCGAGGGCUGUGGCCCCGGAGCGAGUGCCGAGGCCGCGGCGGCGGCGGUGGCGACGGCUGCGUACGUGAGCGCGCGGCAGCGGGAGCAGGGCAGGGUCCCCGCCGCCGAGCCCCUCUCCCUCCAGCGGGCCGCGCCGGAGGCGGAGUCGGCUUGUGAGGCGGGGUCGCGUCUGGCAGCGGCGGAGGCCGCUGCGGCGGAGCUGCGCGAGUCGCUUGCGGCGGCGGAGGGCCGGCUGGCGGCGGCGGAGGAGGAGGCCCAUCGUCUUCGCGGUGCGCUCGAGGACGCCACGAGACAGCUCGCAGCGGAGGUGGAUGCGGCGGCGGCGGCGGAGGCGGCCGAGGCGCGGGCCGUGGCGGCCGAGGCGGAGCUCGAGGUCUCGAGGGCGGCGCUCGAGGCGUCCAGGGAUGCCCUGCAAGGCGCAGAGGCGUCGGCAGGGAGGGGGCAGGAGGCGGCCCGCGCCGACGAGGCGCGGGAUGCGCACGAGCGCUCCAUCUUGGCGCUCGAGAUGGCGUCGCUCGAGACCGCUCUCAGCGCCGCUCUCGAGGCGGCGGCGGCAGACGCCAGGGCGGCGCUUGCCUGCUCCUCCUCGCGGCCCGGUGCCCUCACGGCAGAGGCGGCAACGGCCGUGCCGGAGGCGGCAGCGGCUCCGGCGGCCACGGCGGCCGUCGUUGAGCACGUGCGGCCGCUCGCCGGCGGCGGCAAGCAGCUCCUCUCGCACGCCUCCGCCGCAGGGCCGUUCGCACCACUGGGCAGCGGCGAUUCGCUGUCCGGCGCGACCGCCGAGCUCGAGGCGGAGCGCGAGCGGCUGAUGGCGUGUCUGGAGCUCCACUCGGGCCUCUGCAGAGAGCAAGAGGAGCGCAUCGCACAGCUGGAGGCGCAGGCGGCGGCAGGCGGCGGUGAGGCCGGCGGCGGUGGCGAGGCCGCCGGCGGCGGCGACGUGGCCGUCAGCGUGGAGCCGCUCCCGACCGACACGGGCUGGCGAGCACCGCGGCCGUUCGCGGCGGCCGCUGCUAGCAAAGAGGCCGAGGCGGACGCAGAGGCGAGCGUGCAGCUCGCCGGCCGACAUCCCGCUGUGGCGGCCGCAGGGCGACUCAGCGAGGAGGGCUGGGACAGCCCGCUGCGCGGCUUGGUCGCCAGCCGAGAGGCGGCGGCGUCGAGCAGGGGCACGGCGUGGGACAGCCCGGUGCGCUCGCUCGCGCCGUGGCAGCCGCUCUCGGAUGCCCACCCUCGGACGGCUGCUGCGCUGCCGCGCGACGCGUUGAUGCCACCGCCAGCAGAGGACGUGCACUCCCCGGCCUCGUCAGCCGGUGACGAGCUCUCCUGCCUCCUCCACCCCACCCCACCGCCCCACUCGCUCCUGCCCGCAGCGCCGUUCGCCCGGGAUCUCGUCGACGGAGCCGCCGGCUUGGAAGAUGCGGGCAAGGCCCUCUGGCGGGGCGUCGAGGCGGCGGCCGCCGCUGCAGAGGCUGCGGCGGCGGCGGCGGCGAAGUCGUCGAAGAGGCUCACUGCGCGGCCCGCCAAUCCGCUGCCCAUGCUCGCUUACGACGCUGGCGAGAGCGCGGCCGCGGCCGGCGUGGCGGCUGCAGCCGGCGCGGCGUUGUCAGCCGAGGAGGCGAUCUCGAUCGAUGCGCAGCUCGCUCAGAUCGAGGCCAAAGCGAUGGCUCUUCUCGGCCACAGGGAGGAGCUAGCCGAGGCAAAGCACGCCGCCUCCGAAGCGGAGGCGCGGCGUGCAGCAGCGGAGGCGGCCGGCGAGGCGCGGGAGGUGUCGCUGCAGGCAGCGGUGGCGCAGGCGGCGGAAGUGGAGGAGCGUGCGAUGCGUGUGUUGCGCGAGCAGGAGUCGCUUCGUGCGAGCGCGGCGGCGGCGGAGGCGUCGCGUGUGGCGGCGGAGUCGGAGUCGGCGCGGCUGCGCGAGGCGCUUGCGGCGGCGUCGGCGCAGGUGGAGGCGGCGGAGGCGGGUGCCGAGUCUGCGCGUGCGGAGGCGGAGGCGCAGUCGGGCUGGCUGCAGAGCGCGCUCGAGGCGGAGGCUGCGCGGGCCGCGUCGGAGGCGGAGGCUGCGCUGUCGGCGCGGGAGGCGGGGUCGCGUCUGGCGGCGGCGGAGGCUGCUGCGGCGGAGCUGCGCGAGUCGCUUGCGGCGGCGGAGGGCCGGCUGUCGGCGGCGGAGGAGGCGGUGGCUGAAGUUGAGGCUCUACGCGAGCUGCUCAAGGCGCACGAAGCCGGCAAGGCGGAGGCAGAGGCGGCACUCGCUGCAGCAGCGCAAGGCACGGCCCUGCUUGAGGCAGAGUCCUCCGCUCGGGCGAUGCGUUUGCAGCAGCUCACGCUUGCUGAAGCCGCGCUCUCAGAAAGCGCGCAGGCGGCACACGCGGCGCGCGACGCGGCACACGCUGAGCUCCAGUUGGCCAAUGAAGCAGCCAUGGCGAACAAGGCCGAGCUCAAGGCGCGGCUGCAAGCGAUCCGCGAGGCGGCCGAGGUGAACGAGGCCGAGCUCCGCUUGGCGGCCGACGAAGCGGCGAGCCAUUGCCGGGCGCUGCAGGUCGACCUCGAGGUGGAGCGUGAGGCGCGGCAUGCAGCGGCCGCUGCAGCAGAGCAGGCGUGCGCAGAGGUCGAGCGGCUGCAGACGGAUCUGCAGGCAGAGCGGGUUGCGCGGUGUGCGGCUGACAGCGAGGUGGAGAGGGCAUGUGCAGAGGUGGAGCGGUUGCAGGACGAUCUCGAGGUGGCGGCUCGCCAAGCAGAGGUGGAGGUGCUGGAGGCCGUGGCCGAGGCGCGGCGAUUGGCCGAGGGAGGGGAGGCUCAGUCGCCAUCGGCGGAGCUCACGCCGCACAAGUUCAAUCGCAAGGCGCGGCUCUUGCGCGCGCGAUCUGGAUCAGACGCCAACAGUGCCACGCGGGCGGCCGAGCUGGCAGGCGCGUUGGACGCGCCCAGGCGACGCCGGCGGCAUUGGCAAACGGAGAGCGACGCCGAGGCUGAGCGCGCACUGCACGUGGAAGUGGAGGCGUUGCGCGCGGAGGCGUUCACGUCCAGGCAAGCAACACUGGAGGCGGAGACGGAGCGCUCAGUUGCGGAAGCCGAGGUGUCACGGCAGCAGGAGCGCGCAAAGGAUCAGGCGAGGCAGGCCGAGAUGGCCGAGGCAGAGCUGCGCAAGCAACUGUCGGCGGCGGAGGAGGCGGAGCGCGCCGCGCGUGCGGAGGCCCUCUCGUUUCGCGAGGCGGCGGCCGCCGAGGCUCUGCAGCUGCGGGCCGAGGUGGAUGCGGCGAGGGCGCACCCGCCGACGCCGCUGCGCGAGGAGCUGACGGCGGUGCGGGCCCGGGCGACGGAGCUCGAGGCGGCCGCCACGGGCGCCGAGGCCGCGGCGGAGGAGCGGGUGGCGGCGUCGGAGGCGUCGCGUGCGGCGGCGGAGUCGGAGUCGGCGCGGCUGCGCGAGGCGCUUGCGGCGGCGUCGGCGCAGGUGGAGGCGGCGGAGGCGGGUGCCGAGUCUGCGCGUGCGGAGGCGGAGGCGCAGUCGGGCUGGCUGCAGAGCGCGCUCGAGGCGGAGGCUGCGCGGGCCGCGUCGGAGGCGGAGGCUUCGCUGUCGGCGCGGGAGGCGGGGUCGCGUCUGGCGGCGGCGGAGGCUGCUGCGGCGGAGCUGCGCGAGUCGCUUGCGGCGGCGGAGGGCCGGCUGGCGGCGGCGGAGGAGGCGGAGCGCGCCGCGCGUGCGGAGGCCCUCUCGUUUCGUGAGGCGGCGGCCGCCGAGGCUCUGCAGCUGCGGGCCGAGGUGGAUGCGGCGAGGGCGCACCCGCCGACGCCGCUGCGCGAGGAGCUGACGGCGGUGCGGGCCCGGGCGACGGAGCUCGAGGCGGCCGCCACGGGCGCCGAGGCCGCGGCGGAGGAGCGGGUGGCGGCGGCGGAGGCGUCGCGUGCGGCGGCGGAGUCGGAGUCGGCGCGGCUGCGCGAGGCGCUUGCGGCGGCGUCGGCGCAGGUGGAGGCGGCGGAGGCGGGUGCCGAGUCUGCGCGUGCGGAGGCGGAGGCGCAGUCGGGCUGGCUGCAGAGCGCGCUCGAGGCGGAGGCUGCGCGGGCCGCGUCGGAGGCGGAGGCUUCGCUGUCGGCGCGGGAGGCGGGGUCGCGUCUGGCGGCGGCGGAGGCUGCUGCGGCGGAGCUGCGCGAGUCGCUUGCGGCGGUGGAGGGCCGGCUGUCGGCGGCGGAGGAGGCGGAGCGCGCCGCGCGUGCGGAGGCCCUCUCGUUUCGCGAGGCGGCGGCCGCCGAGGCUCUGCAGCUGCGGGCCGAGGUGGAUGCGGCGAGGGCGCACCCGCCGACGCCGCUGCGCGAGGAGCUGACGGCGGUGCGGGCGGAGGCGGCGGCGGCUGCGUCGGCCCUUUCCGCCGCGGAGGCGAUGAGCGCGCACUUGGUUCGCCUUGCCGAGUCAGCCGGCGAGGCGCGGGAGGUGUCGCUGCAGGCAGCGGUGGCGCAGGCGGCGGAAGUGGAGGAGCGUGCGAUGCGUGUGUUGCGCGAGCAGGAGUCGCUUCAGGCGAGCGCGGCGGCGGCGGAGGCGUCGCGUGUGGCGGCGGAGUCGGAGUCGGCGCGGCUGCGCGAGGCGCUUGCGGCGGCGUCGGCGCAGGUGGAGGCGGCGGAGGCGGGUGCCGAGUCUGCGCGUGCGGAGGCGGAGGCGCAGUCGGGCUGGCUGCAGAGCGCGCUCGAGGCGGAGGCUGCGCGGGCCGCGUCGGAGGCGGAGGCUUCGCUGUCGGCGCGGGAGGCGGGGUCGCGUCUGGCGGCGGCGGAGGCUGCUGCGGCGGAGCUGCGCGAGUCGCUUGCGGCGGCGGAGGGCCGGCUGGCGGCGGCGGAGGAGGCGGAGCGCGCCGCGCGUGCGGAGGCCCUCUCGCUUCGUGAGGCGGCUGCCGCCGAGGCUCUGCAGCUGCGGGCCGAGGAUGCGGCUGCCAGCGCGCUGGCCUUCGACACGAGCCUCGACCGUGCGUUGACGGCAACGGCUGCGGAGGCGUUGCGAGCCGAGGCAGCCGAGGCGGCCAGACAGCGGCUGGCGCGGGGUCAUUCUGUGGCGAUGGAACGGGCCGACGAGGAAGCCCGGGCGUUGCGGCUUGAGGCGGAUUGGGCGGCCGCCGAGCAGCAGGCGCUGAAGCGGGCGGUGUCCGAGACUGAGGGGCAGCUGGCCGCUGCUGAGGCUCGUGCUGCUGCGGCUGAGGCGGCCGCGGCGGAUUGGGACAGCCAGGCUAGCGUGUUUGCCAGCCGUGAGGCACACCUGACCGGCUUGCUGGAAGCCGCUGAGAGGAGGCGUAUCGCGGCAGAGGCCGACGCCGCGGAAUGCCGCUCUGCCUUGGAAGGCGCCACGGAGGAGCGCACGCGGUCGGUCGUUUCGGCACAACUUCUGGCAAUGUCGGAAGCCGGCCUCCGCUCGUCCCUCGCGGCAGCGGAGGCUUCGUGGUCAGCAGCAGCAGCUGAGGUGGAGUCGCUGGGCGCGUCCCUACGGCAGGAGGCCGCGCGCGCCGCCGAGUUGGAGGCCGCUCGCGUCUCUCUGAUGGGCGAAGUGGCUCAAGCGCAGCAGGCGCUGACUUCUGCCACCGAGCAGCAUGCUCGCGAGAUGGAGGCGGCCCUCGCCGCGGCCGCGGCACGCGAGCGCCAUGCAUUGGUCGAGGCGAGGGCCGUGGCGGCGGAGGGCCGUGCGGAUGCGGCGGCCGCCGCCGCUGCCGCGGCGGCUGGAGGCAGCAGCGAGAUUGUGGCGGCGCUUCAAGCGGCCCACAAGCAGUCGCUCGAGGCGACGUCUGCCGCCCAUGUCUCCGAGCGCGCCGCAGCGGUGGCCGAGGCGAUUUUGGCUCAUGAUCGGGAGCGGCAGGAGGCAGCGGCGGCGGCGGCAGUCCAGGCUGAGCGGGCGGCGGCGAUGACGGAAGCGGCGGCGGCAGCGCUAAAGGAGAAGGAGACUGCGGUUUCGCAGAUGCGGGCAGAGGUGGACAAGCUGCGCGGGACGCUCUCUUCGACCAUCCAGGAGGCGCAGCGCGCGUCCGACGCAGCCGACGCGAGGCACGCCACGGAGGUUGCUGCGGUGCGCGCUGAGGAGAGGAACACGGCCGUGGAGGAGCGGCGGGCAGCUCUCGCCGAGGCGGAAGUGGCGCACGGGGACGCCCUUGCGCGUGUGGAGCGGGAGCGCUCCGCGGCGGCGGCGGUUGCGGCGAGCGAGCAGUUUGCGCUCGAGCGCGAACGGCACCAAGCGGCUUUGGAGUCCCAGGCGGCGGCGGCCCUUGCAGCCAAGGAGACAGCGCUGACGGAGGCGCUCGCACACGCAGCGGAGGGGAGCCGGGUGGCAGUUGCCGCAGCGAUUGCGGAGAGGGACGCAGCCUUGGCUGCGACGGCAGAGCGCGCUGAUGCGGCGUCGCUGGUCGCAGCAGAGCUCGAGGCCACGCGUUCAGAAAGGGACGACGCUGUUGCAGUCGCCAAGGAGGCGACCGAUGCGCUCUUAGCUGCGACGGAGGGAGCGCGAGUCGAGUCGGACGCCGGGCCGACGGAUAUGGCCGCCGUUGUGCAGCAGCGCGCUCUGCUCAGCGAGCUGUCUCUUGCCGAAGAGCGGGAAGAGGCGGCGGCGGCCAUGGCGGCGGCGGCGGUCGCUUCUGCGUGGGAAGAGGGUCGAUCUGCCGGCAAGGAGGAGGCAGCCGCAUCGACAGCGCAGGCCCUCGAGGAGGAGCGGGCGAUGGCGCAUCUGGUCAGGCUCGAGGCGGCGGGAGCCUUUGCGGAUGAUCGGCGUCGGGCAGUGCUGGAGGCAGUCGGUCAAACCGAAGGUCGGCUAGGAGCGGCUCUGGAGGAGGCUGGCAGCCUCCGCACGCGGCUGGCUGCGGCGGAGGAGGCGGAGCGCGCCGCGCGUGCGGAGGCCCUCUCGCUUCGUGAGGCGGCGGCCGCCGAGGCUCUGCAGCUGCGGGCCGAGGUGGAUGCGGCGAGGGCGCACCCGCCGACGCCGCUGCGCGAGGAGCUGACGGCGGUGCGGGCGGAGGCGGCGGCGGCUGCGUCGGCCCUUUCCGCCGCGGAGGCGAUGAGCGCGCACUUGGUUCGCCUUGCCGAGUCCGCCGGCGAGGCGCGGGAGGUGUCGCUGCAGGCAGCGGUGGCGCAGGCGGCGGCAGUGGAGGAGCGUGCGAUGCGUGUGUUGCGCGAGCAGGAGUCGCUUCAGGCGAGCGCGGCGGCGGCGGAGGCGUCGCGUGCGGCGGUGGAGUCGGAGUCGGCGCGGCUGCGCGAGGCGCUUGCGGCGGCGUCGGCGCAGGUGGAGGCGGCGGAGGCGGGUGCCGAGUCUGCGCGUGCGGAGGCGGAGGCGCAGUCGGGCUGGCUGCAGAGCGCGCUCGAGGCGGAGGCUGCGCGGGCCGCGUCGGAGGCGGAGGCUUCGCUGUCGGCGCGGGAGGCGAGGUCGCGUCUGGCGGCGGCGGAGGCUGCUGCGGCGGAGCUGCGCGAGUCGCUUGCGGCGGCGGAGGGCCGGCUGUCGGCGGCGGAGGAGGCGGAGCGCGCCGCGCGUGCGGAGGCCCUCUCGCUUCGCGAGGCGGCGGCCGCCGAGGCUCUGCAGCUGCGGGCCGAGGUGGAUGCGGCGAGGGCGCACCCGCCGACGCCGCUGCGCGAGGAGCUGACGGCGGUGCGGGCCCGGGCGACGGAGCUCGAGGCGGCCGCCACGGGCGCCGAGGCCGCGGCGGAGGAGCGGGUGGCGGCGUCGGAGGCGUCGCGUGCGGCGGCGGAGUCGGAGUCGGCGCGGCUGCGCGAGGCGCUUGCGGCGGCGUCGGCGCAGGUGGAGGCGGCGGAGGCGGGUGCCGAGUCUGCGCGUGCGGAGGCGGAGGCGCAGUCGGGCUGGCUGCAGAGCGCGCUCGAGGCGGAGGCUGCGCGGGCCGCGUCGGAGGCGGAGGCUUCGCUGUCGGCGCGGGAGGCGGGGUCGCGUCUGGCGGCGGCGGAGGCUGCUGCGGCGGAGCUGCGCGAGUCGCUUGCGGCGGCGGAGGGCCGGCUGGCGGCGGCGGAGGAGGCGGAGCGCGCCGCGCGUGCGGAGGCCCUCUCGCUUCGCGAGGCGGCGGCCGCCGAGGCUCUGCAGCUGCGGGCCGAGGUGGAUGCGGCGAGGGCGCACCCGCCGACGCCGCUGCGCGAGGAGCUGACGGCGGUGCGGGCCCGGGCGACGGAGCUCGAGGCGGCCGCCACGGGCGCCGAGGCCGCGGCGGAGGAGCGGGUGGCGGCGGCGGAGGCGUCGCGUGCGGCGGCGGAGUCGGAGUCGGCGCGGCUGCGCGAGGCGCUUGCGGCGGCGUCGGCGCAGGUGGAGGCGGCGGAGGCGGGUGCCGAGUCUGCGCGUGCGGAGGCGGAGGCGCAGUCGGGCUGGCUGCAGAGCGCGCUCGAGGCGGAGGCUGCGCGGGCCGCGUCGGAGGCGGAGGCUUCGCUGUCGGCGCGGGAGGCGAGGUCGCGUCUGGCGGCGGCGGAGGCUGCUGCGGCGGAGCUGCGCGAGUCGCUUGCGGCGGCGGAGGGCCAGCUGGCGGCGGCGGAGGAGGCGGAGCGCGCCGCGCGUGCGGAGGCCCUCUCGCUUCGCGAGGCGGCGGCCGCCGAGGCUCUGCAGCUGCGGGCCGAGGUGGAUGCGGCGAGGGCGCACCCGCCGACGCCGCUGCGCGAGGAGCUGACGGCGGUGCGGGCCCGGGCGACGGAGCUCGAGGCGGCCGCCACGGGCGCCGAGGCCGCGGCGGAGGAGCGGGUGGCGGCGGCGGAGGCGUCGCGUGCGGCGGCGGAGUCGGAGUCGGCGCGGCUGCGCGAGGCGCUUGCGGCGGCGUCGGCGCAGGUGGAGGCGGCGGAGGCGGGUGCCGAGUCUGCGCGUGCGGAGGCGGAGGCGCAGUCGGGCUGGCUGCAGAGCGCGCUCGAGGCGGAGGCUGCGCGGGCCGCGUCGGAGGCGGAGGCUUCGCUGUCGGCGCGGGAGGCGGGGUCGCGUCUGGCGGCGGCGGAGGCUGCUGCGGCGGAGCUGCGCGAGUCGCUUGCGGCGGCGGAGGGCCGGCUGGCGGCGGCGGAGGAGGAGGCCCAUCGUCUUCGCGGUGCGCUCGAGGACGCCACGAGACAGCUCGCAGCGGAGGAGGGUGCGGCGGCGGCGGCGACGGCGAUGGUCGAGGCCGAGUCGAUCGUGGCGGAGGCGGAGGCGGAGAGCUUGCUAGUGGCGCUGCGGGCGGAGGCGAGCGAGCUGGCUGUCGCGCGCGAAGAGGCGGAGGUCGGGCUGGCGCGCGAGCGCGAGCGUGCCGACAGCGCCAUGUGCAGGGCGGCGGAGGCGGACGCGGUUGCAGGUGCCGCCGAGGCACGAGCGUCGGCGGCCGAGGCUGUCGUGGCCGCCACAGAGACGGCGCUCGCUUCGGCAGAGGCGGCGGCGGCGGAGGCGUGUGCAGCGGAGGCAUCGGCGCGGGCAGCGGAGGUGGAUGCGUCUUGCGGCCGGGCCGCGGCUCUGGAGGAGGCUGGCAGCCUCCGCACGCGGCUGGCGGCGGCGGAGGAGGCGGAGCGCGCCGCGCGUGCGGAGGCCCUCUCGCUUCGCGAGGCGGCGGCCGCCGAGGCUCUGCAGCUGCGGGCCGAGGUGGAUGCGGCGAGGGCGCACCCGCCGACGCCGCUGCGCGAGGAGCUGACGGCGGUGCGGGCGGAGGCGGCGGCGGCUGCGUCGGCCCUUUCCGCCGCGGAGGCGAUGAGCGCGCAUUUGGUUCGCCUUGCCGAGUCCGCCGGCGAGGCGCGGGAGGUGUCGCUGCAGGCAGCGGUGGCGCAGGCGGCGGAAGUGGAGGAGCGUGCGAUGCGUGUGUUGCGCGAGCAGGAGUCGCUUCAGGCGAGCGCGGCGGCGGCGGAGGCGUCGCGUGCGGCGGCGGAGUCGGAGUCGGCGCGGCUGCGCGAGGCGCUUGCGGCAGCGGCGGCGCAGGUGGAGGCGGCGGAGGCGGGUGCCGAGUCUGCGCGUGCGGAGGCGGAGGCGCAGUCGGGCUGGCUGCAGAGCGCGCUCGAGGCGGAGGCUGCGCGGGCCGCGUCGGAGGCGGAGGCUUCGGCGCGGGAGGCGGGGUCGCGUCUGGCGGCGGCGGAGGCUGCUGCGGCGGAGCUGCGCGAGUCGCUUGCGGCGGCGGAGGGCCGGCUGGCGGCGGCGGAGGAGGCGGAGCGCGCCGCGCGUGCGGAGGCCCUCUCGUUUCGCGAGGCGGCGGCCGCCGAGGCUCUGCAGCUGCGGGCCGAGGUGGAUGCGGCGAGGGCGCACCCGCCGACGCCGCUGCGCGAGGAGCUGACGGCGGUGCGGGCCCGGGCGACGGAGCUCGAGGCGGCCGCCAAGGAAACCGAGGCCGAAAUGGCUGCUACGAGUCGCGAGGCGCGCCGGCAGAUCGAGGCGGUUGCCGCUCAAGGGCAGCGCCUUGUCGAUCUUGAGGAGGCUCUCUGCACCGCAGAGGGCAGGGUAGUAGCGGCCGAGGCGGCCGAGGUGGCCGCAGCCGACGCACAGGCAGCGGUCGAGGCGGCCGAGGCGGCUGCAGCCUCCUCAAUGGCCGAGGCUGAGUCUGAGCGAGAGGCUCGGCGGGGGGCGGAGCGGGCGGCGUUGGCCGCAGCAGCGGCGCUCGAGCAGUCGCGCGCUCAGGUCGACACUCUGCGGACGAGCCUUAGCGCGGACAUGCGAGCCGCCGCCGCGCUCGGCUCGUGGCAGCUCCUCGCGCAGGAGGCAGAGGCGCGGGAGGCGGAGGCCGCGGCGCUGAGUGAGCUGCAAGCUGCGCGGGAUCAGGCUGCGGAGGCUGCGCAGGCGGCGGGUGCGGCCGAGGCGGCGGCUGCCGAGGCGGCGGCUGUGGCCGAGGGCGUGCGCACCGAGGCGGAGGCCGCCCGCGCCAUGAGCGAGCUGGCGGUGGCCGCUGCGUGGGCGGAGGCCGAGUCGGCCAAAAUUCGUGUCGAGGCGGCGGCCGUGUCGCGGGACGCGGCCGCGGCGGAGGCGCGCGACGCGGCGGCCGCGAGUGACCUGGCGGCCAAGGCGGCGAAGGAGGCGGAGGCGCAGCGUGCCCACGCGGCCGCUGAGGCCGGGUUUGAGCUGCGGGUGCAUCGAGCCGAGGCGCAGGCGGAGGCGCAGGCGCAGGCGGAGGCGCAGGCAGUCGCCCUCGCGGCGCAGCGGCACGAGUUUGCUCUCGAUUUGGCCAGGCUCGAGGCGGAGCUGGUCGCCGUCGCGGCCGAGGCGCAAGCGCGCAGGCAGGGCGAGGAGCAGCUGGCGUUUGCGGUCGAGGUGCUGCGGAGCGAGCUCAGCUCCGAGUGCGAGGCUCGCGCCAGCGCAGAGGCCGCCGGCCAGGCAGCGUUGCGCGAGGCAGAGGCGCUGCACGGUCGGCUGGAGGCUGCUGCGCUCGAGGCGGCCGAGGCGGCGGCGGCGACCGACGCCGCCGUCGAUAGCUUCGAGGCCAAGGCGGUCGACGAUGCCGCGCCCGAGGCGGCCACGGAGGCGCUGUGGUCCGAACUCGAGUCCGAGACUGCCGCGCGCUGUGUGGCGGAGGCGGCGGCGGCGGCAGCGCGGGCCGAGGCGGCGGAGGCGGCGGAGGCGGUCAGGGUGGCGGCGGAGGCGGAGGCGGCGCUGUCGCAGGAGCUAGCGGAGGAGCGCGCUCGCGCCGCCGCGGCGGAGGAGCGGGCGGCCGCCGCGGCGGCCUCCACGGCCGCCGCGGCGGCCACUAGGCUGGCUGAGAUGGAGUCGCAGCUGGAGGGCGCCAUCGCGGAGGCAGCCUCCACGCGGGCGGACCUGUUCGUGGCCCAACAGCAGGCGGCGGCGGGCGGCGCGGCGGCGAGUGCGCAGCUCUCCUCCUACAUCGCCUCUCCGAGCGACGACGGCCGCGCGCCCUCUGUGUCGAGCGCGAGGGUUGGCCGCGGCGCCGGCGCUGCCGUCGGGGCCGCCGCCGACCGGCCGGCGAGGUGCGAGCCGGUGGCGUGCUCACCUUGCGUGUGGUCGGGCCUCGGCGUGCGCGUGGAGCGGGUGUCCACCGCACCGGCCGCCUCGCUCACGCCCGCCGCGUCGGGCAUCACGCCCCCGUUGGCCGAGCCGCUCAGCCGCACGCUCGAGGGGUCGCUCGGACCGCCGGCGGACAUGGACAUGUCUGGGAAGCUUCCGUGCCCGUCGCCGAGCCUGCGCGCCGCGGCGCAGCUGUCCGAGCAGCUGGUCGCGUCGCUGCAGGGCGCCGAGGCGUGGUCGCUCCUCCCCGAGCUCGAGCUCGCCCUCGACGAUGCACGCGCACAGUCGAGCGGUCGGCUGAGGCGCGUCGCUGAGCUCGCACGCCUCGAGGAGCGCUUCGCCGCCGCGACAACGGAUCGCGUCGCCGAGCUGGCAGAGUGCCGCGAGCGAGAGGCGAGCGCCGAGGAGCAGGCGGCCGCGUCGCGCGCCCGUGCGGCCGCGCUCGCCGCCGCGCUCGAGCAGGCGCGCGACCGCGCCGACGCGGCGGAGGCGGAGCUGGCGGCGGCCCGCGAGCAGGCGGAGGCGGCGCAUGGCGCGGCCGCGCUCCCCGCCGGGGCGGCGGGCUCGUCGGCUGGCGGCGCGUCCUCGAGCGGGGAGCCGCCGGCGGGGGCGGGGGCGGGGCCGGCGCUGGAAGCCGCGGCCGGGGCAGUGCGGGUGGCGGCUGGCGAGCCCGGCGGGGGCUUGCCCGCGGUUGCGCCGCCGCCGGCCGUCUGCACGGAGGAGCCGCUGGACGCGCUGCCCGCGCGCGAGGAGGCUCCGUGGCGGAGCCAUCCCGACGCCGCGUCCCCACGGCCGGCGCUGUCGCCGCGGUCCCACAACGCCGCCGGCGACGCGCUGGUCAAGCGCCGCUCCAUCGCGGGGACCUUUGACUCGGUCGCGGGGCCCCGGGACGGCGCGGGGCAUGCGGACGGGUCGGGGGCGCCGGUCUUUGGCGCGGCGCCGUUUGGUGUACACGCGGACGGCUCGCCUCGCAGCGAGGCAGAAUGA